Messenger RNA from Balearica regulorum gibbericeps (East African grey crowned-crane), 423 nucleotides. The record is from RefSeq and is a predicted model, not a curated record. Lineage: Eukaryota; Metazoa; Chordata; Aves; Gruiformes; Gruidae.
UCCCGCCUGCGAGCCGACCUCCACUGCAUGAGGGACCUGCUGGCCUCGGAUGUGCCCUGGCGCUACGUGCUCAACACCUGCGGGCAGGACUUCCCCUUGAAGACCAACCGGGAGAUCGUCCGGAUGCUGAAGGGCCUCGGUGGGAAGAACAUCACCCCUGGGGUGCUGCCACCUCCCCACAUCACCAGACGCACCAGAUACGUGCACAGGGAGCAAUUAUACCCUUUUUUUUCUUUCAUGCUGUGGACGUUUGUGCGCAAGGCGCCCCCGCCGCACAACCUGACCAUCUACUUUGGCUCUGCCUAUGUGGCCGUCACUCGGCCCUUUGUGGAGUUUGUGCUGCGGGACCAGCGUGCCAUUGAUCUGCUGGCCUGGUCUGAGGACACCUACAGCCCUGAUGAGCACUUCUGGGUGACGCUCAAC